GCCAUUUUGGUGGGGCCGGGAAUUAUCCAGCGGGAGCGGCGGAGCUCGCUGGGCCCGGCUCGGAGGCAGCGGCGAGUGGGUGCCGGCUGCGGAGAUGGCCAACAUCGCGGUGCAGAGGAUCAAGCGGGAGUUCAAGGAGGUGUUGAAGAGCGAGGAGACGAGCAAAAAUCAAAUUAAAGUAGAUCUUGUAGAUGAGAAUUUUACAGAAUUAAGAGGAGAAAUAGCAGGACCUCCGGACACACCAUAUGAAGGAGGGAGAUAUCAACUAGAGAUAAAAAUUCCAGAAACAUAUCCCUUCAAUCCUCCUAAGGUGCGGUUUAUCACCAAAAUAUGGCAUCCUAACAUUAGCUCGGUCACUGGGGCCAUUUGUUUGGAUAUCCUGAAAGAUCAAUGGGCAGCAGCAAUGACUCUAAGGACAGUGUUGUUAUCAUUGCAAGCACUGUUGGCAGCUGCAGAACCAGACGAUCCACAAGAUGCAGUAGUGGCAAAUCAGUACAAACAAAACCCAGAAAUGUUCAAACAGACAGCUCGACUUUGGGCACAUGUGUAUGCUGGAGCACCAGUUUCUAGUCCAGAAUACACCAAAAAGAUAGAAAACCUUUGUGCUAUGGGCUUUGAUAGGAAUGCAGUAAUAGUGGCCUUGUCUUCAAAAUCAUGGGAUGUAGAGACUGCAACAGAAUUACUUCUGAGUAACUGAGCCAUGUAAAGAGCUGCUUCUGUAGUCCAGCUUUCCCUUUCUGAGGAGCAUCACCAUCUGUUAUUUUUAGGAUUCUAUAUAGAUUCUCUUUUAAAACUGGCACUCUUGCCUGACGAUGCUAUCUAAGCACUAUUGGAGACUGAAAAACCGCUCUGUAAAUAAAGCUAAUUAAACGUCUGUGUAAAUUUAAAAGGGGAAAUACUUUAAUUUUUUCUUACUAAAUAUUGUAAAAAUUCUUUGAGCUCAGCUAAAACAGCGGGGGGGAAAACAUGCCUACUUUAGUGUUUAGCAGUGUGACCAAGCCUAGCAGGAAUUUGCUUCAGGAUUUUGAUUUAAUUAUUCGGAUAACAUUUUUGAGUGUCAAAGUCAUCAAAAUUGUUGGUGUCACUCAUCACAGCUAUCUUACUGUUUUUAACAUGGAUCCUAUGUGCCUGUGGAUUGACCUAUAUUUGCAUGCUUGUACUUUACUAGACAUUUUAGAUAGGGUAGCUGAAGAGAGCACCAUUUAAGUACUUGAAUGUUCUUGUUAACUUUUUUCCUGAAAACCGUUUCAAGAUUUACCCAAAGUUCAAAAUGGUGACCUGUUCAGAACCUCUUUCUUAGUCAGGUGACUGGGAAAUCUGCUUAUCUGCCCUCCCCAACAACACAAACCUAAAAUAUCAUUCUGGAUUCCUUUCCAUAAUCUGUGGGUCUGGGUGCCAUUAACAGCU
Messenger RNA from Terrapene triunguis (Three-toed box turtle), 1407 nucleotides. It is a transcript of the gene UBE2K, whose product is annotated as ubiquitin conjugating enzyme E2 K. The transcript has 7 exons. The record is from RefSeq and is a predicted model, not a curated record. Gene Ontology annotation, molecular function: protein binding; ubiquitin conjugating enzyme activity. Gene Ontology annotation, biological process: protein polyubiquitination; proteasome-mediated ubiquitin-dependent protein catabolic process. The coding region runs from base 95 to 697 and encodes 200 amino acids. Gene Ontology annotation, cellular component: nucleus. NCBI's taxonomy places the organism in Eukaryota, Metazoa, Chordata, Testudines, Emydidae.